Molecule: messenger RNA, 322 nt
Organism: Phytomonas sp. EM1
Lineage: Eukaryota; Euglenozoa; Kinetoplastea; Trypanosomatida; Trypanosomatidae
Source: the annotation of a GenBank genome assembly
GGGACCCUUUUGGUGGAUUCAUUUUAUUCAAUACCCUUACUCUAGGUUUCAGAGAAUUCCAUGGAGUCUUUCCUAUAAAAAAGGCAAACCCCUUGAAUCCAUCGACGCCGAUGAGGCGCGAUGGGAAACACACCACACCUAUGUGAAGGCCACGGAAACAUGCAACACAGCUCUUGGAUAACGAAAACCAAACCAAACCAAACACAAAAAGGAGGGAGUAUUAUUUUGUAUUCUGUGCACGUUGGGUAGGGGGGGGUCCUACGCUAACGGCGAGCAUCUGCCCUAUGAGAUCAUGUAAUGAAAAAAUAAUCCAACGGAAAAU